AUGGCGAGUCCACGAACAAGUUCGUAUCGUAGCAAGCACAGCUUAGAAAAGCGCCGGAGUGAGUCGCGGAAAAUUUUGCAUAAAUAUCCGGAGAGAAUUCCAGUGAUUGUUGAGAGGCAUGAGAGGAGUGAGCUACCCGAAAUCGAGAAGCAAAAGUUUCUAGUUCCAGGAAACAUGCUAUGUGGCGAGUUCAAGUACAUAGUACAUAAGAGUAUCUUUAGGCCUGAUGUGGAGGCGCAGUCGGAAGAAAAUGGUCAAGAUGUGCCAAUUAAGCAUUCUUUCAACGAAACGAUUUACAUUUUCGUUUGGAAGAAUAUCGUGCCAAAGACCGGCGAUACGAUGAACGGUUUAUACGACAAGUUUAAAGAUGAGGAUGGUUUCCUGUAA
This is a messenger RNA of Perkinsus marinus ATCC 50983, 387 nucleotides long. RefSeq names its product autophagy 8i, putative. The coding region runs from base 1 to 387 and encodes 128 amino acids. Gene Ontology annotation, biological process: cellular response to nitrogen starvation. The transcript is spliced from 5 exons. The record is from RefSeq and is a predicted model, not a curated record. Lineage: Eukaryota; Perkinsozoa; Perkinsida; Perkinsidae.